GGAUGGUGGCUCCUGCCGUACUCGUGUUGUACGGUCAACCAUUCCAGGCGGAACCGGAAGUGCAGCCUGCGCUCGGCUAGGCUGGAAAAGCGGUGCUGAGCGGUUCGCGCGAGUCCGGCAGCUGUGCUGGGAAUAGAUCUUCAGAGAUGCACAGGAUGAUUUGAAGCACCAUGCUGAUUGCUGCCUAUGUCGCUUUUGCUUUGCUCCUACUAAUAUGUUUGGGCUUGGAGUUCUCCGCCUGUCGCUCCAGGCUCACCAGCAGGUCUUACUCCAACCCAGCCUUCUUGCAGUUCCAGCUAGAUUAUUAUCAAGUCUAUUUCUUGGCUCUCACAGCCGAUUGGUUGCAAGGACCUUAUCUUUACAAACUCUACCAGCAUUAUAACUUCUUGGAGGCCCAGAUCACCAUUAUUUAUGUUUGUGGCUUUGCCUCAAGUGUGUUGUUUGGGCUGGUUUCCAAUUCCUUGGUUGACCGCUUGGGCCGAAAAAAGUCUUGCAUCCUCUUCUCCUUGACUUACUCUGUCUGCUGCCUCACAAAGCUCUCCUGGGAUUAUUUUGUUCUAAUUGUAGGAAGAAUAUUAGGAGGGCUGUCCACUGCUCUCCUGUUCUCUGCCUUUGAGGCAUGGUAUGUGCAUGAGCAUGUGGAGCGCCACGAUUUCCCAGCUGAGUGGAUUCCUGCCACCUUCACAAAGGCUGCCUUCUGGAAUAGCAUAAUUGCUAUUGGAGCUGGUGUAGUAGCCAAUAUCUUUGCUGAAUGGCUGGGAUUUGGCCCAGUAGCUCCCUUUAUGGUCUCUAUUCCCUUUCUUGUGCUGGCUGGUACUUUGGUUAUGAAGAACUGGGAUGAGAAUUAUGGAAAGAAGAGGGCACUGUCCAGAACUUACACUGAUGGCUUGAAAUGCCUUCUCUCCGACCGCCGUGUCCUGCUUUUGGGGACUAUUCAGGCCUUAUUUGAAAGUGUCAUCUAUAUCUUCAUCUUCCUCUGGACUCCUGUCCUGGAUCCCUACAACCCACCUCUGGGUAUUGUCUUCUCCAGUUUCAUGGCUGCCAGCAUGGUUGGAUCCUCACUGUACCGUGUGGCCACAUCCAAGAAAUAUCACCUCCAGCCCAUGCACAUCCUGUCUCUUUCAGUCCUAAUGGUGUUUUUUUCACUCUUCAUGCUGACUUUCUCAACCAAUCCUGGGCAAGAGAACCCAUCGGAGUCCUUCUUGGCCUUCCUGCUUAUUGAGCUCUCGUGUGGGCUCUACUUCCCUUCCAUGGGUUUUCUCAGGCAAAAAGUGAUUCCUGAGAAGGAUCAGGCAGGUGUGAUGCAUUGGUUCCGUGUUCCAUUGAACCUACUGGCUUGCCUUGGGCUACUCAUCCUCCAUGAUAGUGAUUAUAAGACGGGUACUAGGAAUAUGUUCACUAUCUGCUCUGUUAUGAUGGUAAUGGCCCUCUUGGCUGUUGUAAGCCUCUUUACUGUUGUCCGAAACAAUGCAGAGCUCAGGCUGCCCAGUUCGUCUAGUCAGGCUGAGAUAUCUUCUCCUGAGCUCUGAUCGAUAGUAUGCCAAUUGUCCAUAAAGUGUUACAGAGCCAGUACUAUAUAUAUAUAUACAAGGAGUCUGCAAGGAAACCACUGAGCAUCUGCCAAGUCCAAUCUGGACCUCUUCCACAUAACCAGAGGAGUAAAGCGGAUGCACAACUAAUUUUCUUCUUUUCAACAAUGAUGGGCCACAUUAGGAACUUGGUUACAUCUAUGUCAAGCAUAGCUUUUCCCCCUUCUCCUCCCCACCCCCCAACCUUGGAGUUUUGAAUUCCAGUGGCUGCUUGGUUUCUGCUAGCCAAAUGUGGAGGCUGCAGACUACUACUUCAUCCUGAAUUGAUGGUGACUGACAACGGCUUACAAGGACAAAGCAGGGUUUCUUUUUUUUUCUUUUAAAAAAGGCAACAGUGAGGUUGAUAGACUGAUUGUCCAAUGUCAGUAUUGAACUUGGUAGCCGGAUCAGCUGUAUUCUAUAAUCAGCAGUAUCAUCCACAUUCUAUGAUCUUCUGCUUUUUUAAAAAAGUAAUAAACUGAAAUUAAACAUCAAGCUUAUAUCGAGUCAAUUUUAAUUUUGACAGUACAUAGCCAGAAUUGGUGAAAUAUUUCAAAAUGAAGGUGGAAUAUUUUGAAAUUCCAAAUUUAGACAUCACAAGGUUUUUAUUGUGUUUAUAUUGGUUUCACAAUUUCCAGUAUUGCAGUGAUAAAGCAUUGGUCUUCCAAUUUCCAUUUUCCUCAUUGUUUUAGCUUCUGUUUCAGUUUAUGGUGAAAAGUGUGUAAAUUAAGCAUCUGUUCAAUAUUUUAAUCAUAUUUGUGAACAAAAUUUUAAAAAAAUACUGAAACUCAAAAAGGAAGAGUAAGUCUUAAGAUUUUAUUUUAUAGCGCAUCUUGUUUUGUUUCAUUGUCUAGCCCAGCACUCAGCAACCAAAACAUUUGCUCCUGUUGAUCUUAGCAUGAUCCAUGGCAAAAGUAUAUGGCAACUGUAGUCAUAUCUGGAGAACUUAUCCAGAAUUCAUUUCACCAAUAGCCAUGAAACCCUGCACUUUACAAUAUUUAGAUUCCUGCGCUGGAGCAUCUAGCUUGUAGAUUUGUAUCAUUUAGCCAAUAAGUGCCUUUGAAUAAUAAUUAUUUUUACCAAAAACUACAGGCAAGCAAUAGCUACUACUUGAGAGAAAGCAUUGCCCCUUCUCUGCAUUCAUAAAGUCUCUCUUGACAGCUGCAUGCUGCAUCUACAUGGGAAGUAAAUGUAUUUGCUUUUCUAAUGCUAAUGUGAAAGCGGCUUUAUUUAACGCUCUGUACAGUAUAUUUUAAUGGUUAACACCUGAGCCAGUUAGUACAGUAAUUAGCAUUCUUUUUUUUUUCUAAACUGCUAUGAAAGUGGGUAUAGUUUUGCCUAAGGUGAUAGACCUUGAUUUUCUGCUUUGGUUUUUGCCCUGCCCAGAAUUAAAAGUAUAUUCAAGUGGCAAACAAAAGGUAAAAGUGUUUCAUUGUGUUUUUGUCUACUUUUUUUUAGAUCUCAGCUUUUCUCUCUUUUUUUCUUUUCUACAUGUUGCCUCUCUUUUCUCCCAGUUCUUUUUAAAAACUUUAUUUCAGGAGACAACUUUUAAACCAAUUGUUCCUUUUAUAGCCAGGUGAGGAGUGGUACAUUUCCCAGUGAUUUCCUGUAAUUUUUAACAGUUCGGUGUUUCCUCAGUUUUUGACAAGUUCUAAGGAUGUAAAAAUGUUACCACUUUUAAUAUAUAUUUGUCACACAUUCAAAAUUUAUUUACCAUUCAAGACCAAACAAUAAAAGUCCAGUAUAGGUAGUCUUCAGAUUAUAAUGACAAUUGGUCUGGAAUUUCUAUUGCUAAGAAAUGCUAUUGUAUCAAAAAAAGAAUAUUUGUAGAUCAGGGUUGAAUGGUUGCAUGCUCUGAGCUUGGUGUGAGACAUUACCAAACUAGGUAACAUCAGUGCUAGCAUUGAAGUUGAGGCCUUUCUGUGCUCUGCGGUAGAUAGUAGACAGCUAGACAUGUUGAUCAGCUGUUUAUGCUAGCACUGAUGACUAAUUACCUAAUUUGUUAAUGGAACAUCUGCAAGAAAACCACCAAGCUCAAAGAACAUUAAGGAUCCGAAAAUGCUGUUGUAAAGCAUGACAUCGUGUGACCACAUUGCUUAGUAACAGCAAUUCUGACAGCCCUAGUUGCUAUUGUAACCUCAAGGACUGUGCAAGUCAUUAUAUACCAUAGGAACAGGUGGGAGUGUGGGAUGGUGCUGGGGGCAUGUGCUGCAGAAUGCCAUGGGGUAUUGUGGGAAGGCACUAUGGAAUGCAGGUGGGCCAGCAGGUGCCACAAGCAAGUGCUAUGGAACAUAGGCGAGUAGGAUGUGUUAUAGAGUAUUGUAUAAGAUCCCUGGUAUCUUGUAUUCUUAACAGGGUUCCUCCUGCUGCUUCCCAAUUGCAAAAUUAUUUUUUGAACCUCUGGAAGUGAAACCUGAGUCCAUUCAGGAAGAAGUUCAUCAAAUAGCUGUUAGGAACUUAAAGGUUUUCAGUUGGUGUGAAAAUUAUAGAAAUAUCCAGAAAUAUCCAAGCCAAAACUUAAGAGGAAUUAUUGUUGCUACUAGCAUUUCUUUUGGGUGAAAGUAGAGACAAAAAAACAAUUGUCUUUAUUUACUAUUGCUUGUUGGAUUCUGGUCCAAUUCUCAAGAGUGUAACUAUCCUUUUAAAAGUUUAUUUCUUAUAGUCCUUUUUUACAGGGUAAAAGUUUUCAUAUGAGGUAGAGUCAUUAUGGAUACAGGAAUUCCUGUAAGCAAGAAUUGCCUGUGCUUGGACCCUUUUACAUCUCAAACCAGGCUUUGGGGCAGGGGUUAGUUCAGCGUAAUGAGGGCUGUGUGAACUUUUGAGUAAUGAUUUCUGAUGAAAAAGGGCAUCAUUGGUUAUACUUACUGAUUUCCUCAAAUCAACAAAGAGAAUAAAAAUAAAAUGAGAUGAGAUCAUAUCCAAUCUGUUCAUCCAGACAGGUCUAAGGAACCUGUCAGUAGAGAUAAACUUGGCCCAGUUGAAUCAAAAACAGUUGAACCCACAGUUGGGUAGGCAGUCACCCUCUGAUGGAAGAUCACACUAAAGUCUUUGCAAUGGAAGGCAAAGGUACUAGUAACUAGCAUGUAGUCCAAAGUUGAUACCCUUCUAGGAUCCCUAAUAAUGAGUUCCCCCUCUGGAUCUUCAUGGAAUAGAUUCAUUAAGAAUUCAUUAAGAAUCUUUAAGUCAAAUUUUGUUGCCAAUAAGAAAAGCUUCCAAAUCUGUGUUAUUGUUGGAAUCCUUAGAUUUCUGGGAAGUCUCAAUUGAGGAAAGUCAUGGGACACUGUAAUGCAGGAGAAAAGCCUUAUCAUUACUUCUCAAUCUGGCAUUGAAAUUACCAGUGAUUAUUACUGUACAAUGCGUAAAAUGAGAGGUUAAAUUCAAGAGCCAAGAUCCAAAACUGUCAUAUCCACUAUUGAUUUGAGAAAUAUGGGGAGCUAGGAAACACUUCUAGAAACAAAUUGGGUAGGCUAAUUUUCAGGGGAAUAGCUAUAGCAAAUUGUUUACAAUAUUGUAAAAUAAAGUGUAAGCAUGGAGCAUAUCAGAAAUAGGUACAUAUGCUGAUUCUUCUUAAUGGACAGUCACUCUUCUGGUUAAGUCUAGGCAAGAGGGGAAUAAGAGGUGGUACUGUUUAAAAUAUAAAAGAUCUGUAUUCCAAGUCUGUAUCUUUUGUAAAAAUAACACUUCAGAUUUU
Molecule: messenger RNA, 5259 nt
Organism: Notechis scutatus (mainland tiger snake)
Lineage: Eukaryota; Metazoa; Chordata; Lepidosauria; Squamata; Elapidae
Gene: SLC61A1
Product: solute carrier family 61 member 1
Biological process (GO): molybdate ion transport
Cellular component (GO): membrane
Molecular function (GO): molybdate ion transmembrane transporter activity
Source: RefSeq, a predicted model, not a curated record